Molecule: messenger RNA, 501 nt
Organism: Paramuricea clavata
Lineage: Eukaryota; Metazoa; Cnidaria; Anthozoa; Malacalcyonacea; Plexauridae
Source: the annotation of a GenBank genome assembly
AUGCCUCCUAAGAAGAAACCAGCCGUGGCACAAGCUGCGGCCGACGUCGAAGUUAAUAGUUCAUCUCUAUUAAUGCCUGAUGUGUCGUCUUUUGAAGAAAUCCUAAAUAAACGAUUGAACGAACAUGCGAAGGAAUUAAAUGCAAUUAUCGUGAAAUCAAAAGAAGUACUACAUAAUGACAUAAAAGCUAUUCAAGCUAGUCAACAGUUUAUGAGCGACAAAUUCGAUCAGAUAUUAGCAGAAAUGACCCAGAUUAAAGCGGAAAAUGUUCAAUUAAAACGAGAAGUUGAUGAGCUUAAUGCGAAAGUGUCGAGGCUUGAAGAAGAACAAGAAAACAUCAACUCAUAUAGUCGACGGGACUGCCUUGAAUUUCACGGGAUACCACAAAAUUCAACGGAAAACACGGAUGAAUUAGUCAAGCGUGUCGCCAACUUAGUCGGAGUCGAAAUUAAUCCGUACGAUAUAUCUAGCUCCCAUCGUCUGCCAUCUAGAAGAGGAUAA